UCACACAAUGCGUUUGCCAUUGGCGAAAGAAAAGGCAAGAAGAAAGAAACGCUGGUUGGCGUUGUGCAAAAAGAAACAAACAAGCCAGCCGGCAGCGUGGCAUCGCCCGUUUCAUGCAUCUACUAGUCGAAGACAUUUCAAAUUAUGUUCGCCAAAAUAGGGGCUGAACCAAUCGGCGCACAUUAGACCGUCUCCGCACCAUUUCGUCAAGGUACAGUGAUCCCCAAGGCCACCGCGUUCCUGCGCUUACAGACACGCAUACAGAGCCACAGUCCGUGCAGGCACCACGUAUUCGGCCUGGUUGGACCGUCACUGGCUGUUGUUCUUUUCUCGGUUCGCACCUUGCAGAGACCGUUCUCGGCAAUGUUGCCGCUCUCGUAAAUCUCCUUGAAGCAUCUCAGGCCUUUGGGGCAGUCCCUGCUCUUCGUGCAGGGCUUGUUGUCCCCUGCAUGCAGGAGCAAGUCAUGAAAUACCAUGAUGCCAAUGCCAAUUGUAUCAGUGGAAGCAUGAUAUGUCUGCACAUCCGCGCCUGCUGCUGCGGACCUAUGCCCUGCAUCGGGGGCAGGCUGUCCUCAAUGGGAAUGUGUUCGGCGGAGACGAGGGCGGAGAGUCCCAUUGCAGUG
Vitrella brassicaformis is the source of this 623-nucleotide messenger RNA. NCBI's taxonomy places the organism in Eukaryota, Vitrellaceae. The record is from the annotation of a GenBank genome assembly.